Molecule: messenger RNA, 1080 nt
Organism: Rubroshorea leprosula
Lineage: Eukaryota; Viridiplantae; Streptophyta; Magnoliopsida; Malvales; Dipterocarpaceae
Source: the annotation of a GenBank genome assembly
AAAUAAAACAACUUCCAAUACACACGAUAUGACCACUCGAGGUAAGUCAGGUAUUAUAAAACCAAACCCAAAAUAUGCUUAUGUGGCUCAAGUGCAGGAUAUUCCAAAUGAGCCAAAAACUGUAAAAUCUGCUCUUAAGUAUCUAGGAUGGUUAAAUGCCAUGCAAGAGGAACUAGAAGCACUCCAUCCUAACAACACAUGGGACCUUGUCCCAUAUUUUCCGAAGAUGCAUGUCAUAGGAUCAAAGUGGGUGUUCAAAACAAAAUUGAAGGUAGAUGGAACUCUUGAAUUGCUCAAGGCACGUCUUGUUGCCAAAGGGUAUAAUCAAGUUGAAAGUGUUGAUUUUUCUGAAACUUUUUCUCCUGUUAUUAAACUAACAACUAGUAGAAUUGUUUUAUCUGUUGCUGAAGUUAAAGGAUGGGAUAUUAGACAAUUAGAUGUAAAGAAUGCAUUCUUACAUGGUAAACUUCAAGAACUUGUGUAUAUGACCCAACCUCUAGAUACAGAUUGGGCUGGUUGCCCAGCUACCAAGAGAUCUACAAUAGCUUUUUACACCUUUAUUGGUAGUAAUUGCAUCUCUUGGAGUGCAAAGAAGCAACAGACAAUAGCUCGAUCGAGUGAAGAAGCAAAAUACCGUGCAAUGGCCUCUACAACUGUUGAGCUCACUUGGUUAUCUUAUAUCCUUUGUGACAUUGGUUUGCAUCUUCCCCAACCUAUCACUUUAUUCUGUGACAAUAUGAGUGCUCUUCAUAUGUCUAUCAACCCUAUCUUUCAUGCUCGCACCAAGCACAUCGAAAUAGAUUACUAUUAUGUUUAUGAACAAGUUGCUUUGGGAUUACUUAUUACAAGAUUCAUCUCUUUAGAUUAGCAAGUUGUCGACAUCUUCACAAAGCCUUUAUCCAAGCAUCGGUUCCAGUCCUUAUGCAGCAAACUUGGUCUGUUGUCAUCUCCCUCGACCAAUUUGAAAGGGAGUGUUAAAACAAAAAGACAACUAGUGCAAAGUAGAAGAACAUUUGUUUCCUUAACAAGAGAGCAUCUAGACGCACCAAAGGAGAAGAUUAACAAAUGACAAAAAUUGCG